CCCAAAUGUAUGAACGAAUAGCGGGAAGCACUCAUCCCGUUAGACGUCUCCGACAUAGGACCAAGGGUGAACGUGACACAGAACUAAGAUAUCGUGUUCACUAAACUACGCCAGAGUGGAGAUACAACCAGAAGAGAUUUUCACAAAACCAGGUUCGUCUCAGAGGAGCUCAACAUCCGAGCGAUUAAUAUGGCAGCGAUAAUAUUUCGGCAGAAAAAAUGGAGGUACUGGUUUAAGAUUCUGGAUGUGAACAGUGAUUUACUCCUCACAGUGGACGACUGGAAUAAAGUGGCCGAUGAAUUUAUCGAAGGGCACCAGCUUCAAGGAUCGGCUGCUGUUAAGGCACGGUCUGCAAUGUUGGAUUGGGGGACGCUAGUGUUCGGGCUAGGGUUAGACGGUGUGGAAGAAGUCACAGAAGAGCUGUUCGUGCGCACGUUGGCUAAAUUCUACCAGCAGAAUCCCAAAUACGCCGAGGAGGUCGUGGGCGAGAUUUAUCAGAAACUCAUUGACAUUUCUGAUCAGGACAAAGACGGCUACAUCACCGAGCAAGAAUUCGUCAUCAUGAACAAGGCUUUUGGUUUCGACGAAGCGUCGUCUAAGAAGCUGUACCAGUAUAUCGGCCCACCGGAGGACGCCCGUGGUAUUGAGAAGGAAACCAUGGUAGAUUUCUGGGUGGAAUUCGUCACUGGUCAAGAUCAAAACAUUUUCCAUCGAAUAGUUUGUCUCGUUGACGGAUUGGAUUAAUGAACUCUAGUGUUAUCAUACCCGAUAUCUGUUAUUUUAACGAAGUCGUAUUAGCUUAAAUUAUCAUUGUAGCCAGUUAUAACAUUCACACUAGAGACAGUUUUUUUUGGCAAAAAGCUAACUUUCCUGUGUAUCGUAGUAAAGCCGAAGCUGAUGUAAUCCUUUGCAUGCAUACAUCCCGGACGUCAUAUUGGCGGACUUUGUUUAAACUCUGCACUAUCCUGUAAGGUGCAUGGUUAUUACUUUGCAUUCUUAAGGCGAGAACUUUCUACAUAUGUGAAUUUAUUUACACUCUAUUUAUUUACACCUUUGAAGUUUUACCCCAUAAUUAUGAACAUUCACGAUCAUUUCGAUCAUGUUAAGUACAAAUACUUGCCUAGGGUAGCCUGUCAGUUAAUAAUUUUCGGUUCGUUUGGAAGGGUGUGCAAUUUGAUUGUUUCAAAAAGAUGUUACGAGAUAUUUUUGUUAUGGUUGAUAGCUGCUGAAUUAUUGAUGUAGAACUCGUCUGAAGGCAAGAAAAGUCAUUCACUGGUACACUUUCGGGCGUACGCACACGAUUGUAACUUCGAAAUUUACACUCACCUUUCAGUUGUCCAUUGUCCAAGCGGCGUAUUUUAUAUUUACCAUCGAUUGUAAUAUGAGCUGUAAUGUUUACAAUCGAUUGUAGCUCUGGUUAGAUGUGUAUAAGCUUGGUGACUUUUUAACAUCAUGCUAUUGCUGUAUUUAUUUGCUCGC
Molecule: messenger RNA, 1479 nt
Organism: Liolophura sinensis
Lineage: Eukaryota; Metazoa; Mollusca; Polyplacophora; Chitonida; Chitonidae
Product: sarcoplasmic calcium-binding protein-like
Exons: 2
Coding region: 190-744 (184 amino acids)
Molecular function (GO): calcium ion binding
Source: RefSeq, a predicted model, not a curated record